GAACAUGGCGGAGCGCGCGCGCUCGAGCGACGGACGGAUAGAGGAUGGACAGACGGCAGACGUUGAAGGAGCUGGCGCCGGCCGUCGGGCUCGGGGCUGGGCCGGUGGAUGAGGACGCAAUUAGGCGCCCAUUUGCGCCCGAUUUGGCGCAGUGUGUGAGAAGGACUCGGAAAUUGUCGUCGCUGUCGGAGUCUUCUUCUUCUUCGCUCUUGUGCGCAUGUCGGUCGGUCGGUCGGGCUGUCUGGCUGGCUGGCUGGCUGGCUGGCUGUCCGCAGGGGAGCUGGAUCGAUCGCAGAGAUGGCGGUUGAUUAGCAGUUGCGCGGGAGGAUUACGAGGGGGAGAAUCGGGGGCAUGGUGAAUGCCGAGGAGGAGGAGACGAGGCAGUGCGUGAAUGCGCCAUGAUGCCGGCGGAGGAGGGCGGGGAGGGCGGCAAGACAUGGAGGGAUCGAGGAGGCAGUGGUGGAAGGGCGUGGAAGAAGGACGAGGAUGAGGAGGCGAGUACGGCAAGAGUGGACGGGAGGGUGGUGUGAUUUGUGGCGGGCGAAUGGAAAGAUUGGCUGCUCAUGGUUCGUGUGGGCGCAAUUUGGGAGCGGCGUCGCUGUAGCGGAGCGAGGGUGAGAGAGAUGCCGAUGCCGGGCGACGGGAGAAUUUUUAUCGCGCCGCAGAGCCGGAGCGCGUGUUGAUGGUGGGUGCAAUUCUUUUCGAGGACCUGAGGCUGCAGCGGCCUGGGAUCGUCUUCGCUGCUGGCGGCGGAGGAGGGUGAGGUUUGACUUUGUUGUUUCCUGUCUCGGUUUGUUGGAAGUUUGGAUCCUGUUACGGGCCAAGUGUCGUCGAUCUGGUCCCGCGAAUGUUGCGCCGUCUGGAUUUGAUGUGAGAGGCACAAGGAAACAGCGGCAGUUUUGUAGAGCACGGCGUGAGCGCUGUGUGAAUUGGAAGAGAUGGCUGGACACGCACCCGGAUCGGAGCCCGUGGGGGACGAGAACGUGGAUAUCGAGUCAGUUUCUCCAACGCGAGUCGUUUCCCCAGCAGCGACGGGAGUGAAGAAAAUGAGAGGAAGCAUCGAAAGAAAGGACGGGGAGCUACAUAUUGGUUGCUACCGAUCGCGUCCGAAGAUUUUUGCGAGCAAGCCUGCAAGACAACCUCGAACCGCUACGGCUAAGAAACAGAAAACUUCCAUAGAUGACCCUCGAAACUGGGCAAUUGUGGUUUAUAAACCCCCUCCAUUUCCCUUGAGUACGCCAAAGGCUGUCCAAGAAGGCAAAGCGCGAAAGAGAUUACCCAAGCCAUAUGCUGUGAGAGACGCAAUACCAGGUAUGCGAAUUCGUGGAUGUAGAGCUGCUCCAGUGCCCGAAAGACCUGCAGCUGCGUUGGAGAAGUUGCAGAAGCGCACCGAUCCUGUCACAGUUCUGUCUGAUUCUGAGUCUGAGCGGGAUGAAGCAGAGGCCAGGCGUACUCUGGCUAAGAAGGUACAAGCGGAAUUGUCUGUCGUUCGUGUAGCAGCUAGUGCUGGGCGUUUUGGAGGAGCUGGUCCUGGGCGGUUUGAGGCUUCCACCUCUAAGUCUGCAGAGAAGAAGAAACAAGUCAUGAAGAGGAGCCAGAGUAACAACACACAGGAUGAGCAACAUAAGUAUUCAUCUACGGAUCCUCGAACUCGGGUCAAAGAAGUGUUGGAAAAAUUCGACAAUCUUCGGCGGCAUUUCCUCCGGGAAGAAGAACACCAUGGAAAGAGCGUGGAAAAGGGUACAUCUAAGAGAGCUGAUCUCAGAGCUUCUAGUAUUCUGAUGGAUAAGGGAUACAGGGUGAAUGGUAUGGAGAGCAUUUUGGGAGAAGUACCUGGUGUGAAAGUCGGGGAUCACUUCUACUAUCGAAUGGAACUUUUGAUAAUAUCUCUUCAUAGGCAAUCACAAGGAGGAAUUGAUUUUAUCCCGGCAAGCAAAAGCACCAUCCUCGACAAACGCGGUAAUCCCCUUGCAGUAGCGGUUAGUGUCAUUGCCUCGGGAGGUUACGAGGAUGAUCAUGACGAAGGUGAAACUCUGAUCUACACUGGUCAAGGUGGCAACAACUACAAAGGUGACAAGAGAAAUGUGACAGAUCAGGAGCUGGUUAGGGGAAAUUUAGCUUUGAAAAAUUGUUGUGAUCUAGGUCUUGCUGUUCGUGUGAUACGAGGGAGCGAGGUGAAGAAAACAGGAAGUGCCUCGAGCCCAUCUGGGAAAAUUUAUUAUUAUGAUGGCUUGUAUGACGUCAAAGAAUGCUACCAAGAGACGGGGUCUGCCGGCUACAAAGUCUGGAAGUAUAAGCUUGUCCGCAGGCCUGGCCAGGGACCUCUGUCAACUGACAUGGGAUUAUCAAAUCGAGUUUCCAGCCUUCCUCCAAUUUUGGCAACACGCGGUGAGAAAGUGCUCAUGGAGGACAUCUCUCUGGGAAAAGAGUCGGUGAAGGUGCGUGUUGUAGGCAGGGAGGGUGUGGAGUUGCCCGAGAAGUUUCAAUACAUGGUGAAAAUGAAGUACCCUGUGGGUGUAAAACUCCAGCCCGCCAAAGUUUGCUCCUGCACAAGCUUGUGCUGGGACAAGUGCUUCUGUCUGAAGUGGAAUCAUGGCGAACCUCCUUACAACGAGAGCGGCUCUCUUGUUAGAGGCAAGAAAGCUAUCUUCGAGUGCGGUCCCAAGUGCUCUUGUAAGAGUGAUUGCUAUAACAGAGUCAGCCAAAAAGGGAUUCGGUAUGAUCUAGAAGUCUUUAAAACCGAAGGCAAAGGGUGGGGCGUCCGAUCAAGUAACUUCAUACCCCAGGGGAGCUUCAUUUGUGAAUACAUUGGUGAGGUUGUUCAUACCUCUGAAGCAGAACAACGAGUUACAUCGGAUGACUACCUCUUCGACCUGAACGUUCCCCAAAGUCAGAGCAAGCGCUUUGGGGAUGUUUCAGGUCUUGUAGAAGACGUCAGUGAUUCGGGUGACGAGAGUGAGAAAGACUAUAAAACUUACGACAGCUGGACGAUUGAUGCACGGCAGUACGGGAACGUGGCAAGAUUCAUCAAUCAUAGCUGUGAUGGGAACCUUUUUGUGCAGUGUGUGUUCUAUGAGCAUCAUGACAUGCGGUUCCCGCACAUCAUGUUGUUUGCUAUGGAGAAAAUCAGUCCCUUCAAGGAGCUCACUUAUGAUUACGGGGAGGAGCCAGUAAUGAAAGGGCCCCAAGCCCUUUAAUGUUCUUUAGUGUAACGAAUUAAUGGACAACUUUUUGAGGAGGGUUCGCGUUUAGCUGCAGGAGUAUGCCAGGGUUGUUGUAUAUAAAAGAUCUAAUCCAACCUGGAAGGUAAAAAUUCAGAUUUCCUGAAGUCAUCCCGUUUGAGGUUCACAGAUUAUUCAAGAAGUUUCAAAGAGGUUUAAUCCUCUGACAACCUGGGAUUCUGCAAACAACUCUCGGUAAUAUCUUCGCUUUAAGAAAAUGUGAAGUUCUCAAGAUUGACACCAAUACGUGUCCUUAACUUUGACGUCAAAUACAGUUACUUCAAGUACCAGCGUAAUGUCAUGAAAGUUCCCAUGCAUUGCGGCGCAUGAACAUAAUUACGAAACUGGUAAAACGUGCUAGAUAACUGGUUCUGUCGGGGAUCAUAGCUCCCCCUUCCACUCACUCUCAAAUUGGGAGAGAAAGUCUUCCAUGAACUUGUGGCGACCAUCUGCCCGUCUUCUGCCUG
Marchantia polymorpha subsp. ruderalis is the source of this 3688-nucleotide messenger RNA. NCBI's taxonomy places the organism in Eukaryota, Viridiplantae, Streptophyta, Marchantiopsida, Marchantiales, Marchantiaceae. The record is from the annotation of a GenBank genome assembly.